GCUAUGCUGAUGAAUUCGGGGACAAAAUUGGGCUAAUCAGACAACUUAUCAAACCCAGUGGUGGGCAAUGGUUCACAGAUAUAUAUUCGCUUUGUCCAGUUUGAAACUGCCCAUUGUAAUGGCGUUACGCGGCAUCAAUGCGUUAUAAUCACUUGUAAUUAUGGUAUAACGCAGCAUGAUGCGCAUGCGAGAAUCGUCAAUCGAGUUCAAGUUUGCGAAAUCGUAUUGACAAAAGUCUUUGAUAAAAGCGGAACUUUUCGAAUUGUUUAAUUGGUGUUUGGAUAAUUCUUGUGAUUGAAAUGUCCUGUGAAACGCCUAGCACCGAACUGGGAUCUCACAUUUGCUUGAAGCUGAUUAAUCUUGUCAAGGACCAUCCGGUGAUGUACUUGCCGUCAAAAUCGUCGCCUACCCGUCGAAAGAAUCGAAAUGAAGUAAACGGACUUUGGCAAGCGAUUUCUGCGGAGAUCGGUAUUUCAGCCGAGGAUUGCAAAAGGCGAUGGAAAGGCUUGAAAGACGUUUAUUCUAAACUUAGGAGACGACGACUGCAGGAAGGUGUUUUAGGAAUUUCAGCGAGAAGAAAGUGGUUGUACGAAGACGCUAUGGAUUUCUUAAAAUUUUCAUUCGAGCGUUCUUACCAAGAAGCACUGGAAGCUUUUGAAGAGGUUGAUUGCGAUGACUGGAAAUUAGAAUAUGCGGAAUGCAGCGAUGCUGGAGAACUGUAUUGUAAUGAUAACAACAAGCAAGUAAAAUCAAACGAAGAAAAAAGUAAAGAGCAGUCGUCGCAGACUGAUGAAAAGUUUAAAGAUAAGACAUUGGAAUGCAUGGACUUGGAUUUGCAUGCUGACACUAUUGCAGGUAUAGAAGAACAAGUUUCGGAACAGAGCUCAGAACAAGAUAAUGGAGGAUGGAGCAGUGGCCUUGAUAAUGAAUCACCUGUUCAACCUUGUCUGGUAGAAAAAAACACAAAAUUGCAAACAAGGUAUCGAGCUAUUCGUCCCAAACCUUACCAGUUGAAUGCGCUGCGUAAUGGUAGAAAUUUGAGGAGCAGUAAUGCUAUUCUAAAAACUAGCACAACUUCCACACCUUCUAUUGUAAGUGUGUCCAGUCUUAAUCCAAUGAAUCAAAUAAUUGUUGAAAGCCCCAAGUUGCAAUCGGAUAAAAAUUGUGAUACUGCCGUUUUGACCAGCACAAAUAUGAAAGUUAAUAAUUAUCCAAAGAUGGAAACUGUUGGUGUUAGAGUCACUUCUCCGUCACAAGAGCCAAAAGAGGAUUGUAAAAAUAUUAAAAUAGAAAUUGAUUCUUCUCUCAAGUCUAAAAAAAGUUUACCACCACCACAAGUUUUUCCUAAAAGGAGUAGCACUAGCAGUGUGGAACUAUUCUUUGAAAGUAUGGCACAGACUGUGAUGAAUUUACCCAUGAGAGCACAAGCAGAAAUCAAAAUGGAAAUUUGUAAAUUGGUUACUCGAGCAGAAAUUAAAUAUUCCCAGGUACCAAAUACAAAGUUAGGAUCCCGUAAAUCAAAAAGCAAACAGAGGUGAAACUAGCUGCAAAAACUUGUAUUAAUGGUAAUAUUUUACUUCGAAAAAUGAAACUAACCCAGUACACAGAGAUUCACAGUGAUAUAAGUAAUAGGAAAUAUGUUUUGAAUUCACCACAAAUAUUGCCAAAUAUGUGAAUGUAAUAAAGCCUCAGGAAGGAGCACAGAAGUCUGAAAUAAUCUUUUAAAUUUCGAGACACUUUAUUUCUAUGUAAGAAAUAAAUAUUUCAACAACAAAAAUGCAUAAGACAUUUGAAAGUAUGCCAACAUACCUAUACUUAAAUACUUAUGUAUUAUUGAUUUUAGGUAGAGAAGAGAUUUUAUUUAUUUUAUAUCAUUUCCGACAAUAGCAUACCGUAGAUAAUAUGCAUACAUGUAGUUAAAGUGUCAAAUUGAAGACAACUCAUCCUCAUUUUUAGCUUUUUGGUUAUUUAUUACACAUACAGUGCACGAAAAUGAUAAUACUAGAUCUGUGAAAUAGUUUGGCGUAUGAAUUGUAUGAGCGCAAAGGUGAAAGUGAACUCUUAAACCCUAUCAAGAAUUAUCGUCGUAUCAGGAUUAACCGUUGUAAAAACACGAUUAAUAAUGUUUUAAGCAGCAUAAUAAUAUGCGUAGAAGCAAAAUUGUUGUAACACAGAUUGUAAGUAGACUGCAGAUUAAAACAGAAGAUUUUAUAAAUGGAAUGGUUUACGACACUCGAUAAUACUCGAAAUGUUGAUUUGUGGACUGUGCAUUGAAGCAUUUUUUUUUCCACAAUUUAGGAGCAACAUAAAUCUUCAGUGUCGUAAGAAAAGUUAAACAAAGUUUGUUCGCGUCGUUCAAUAACUUCAUAGAUCCGCCACUACAUGAAAAAACACGCAAACAUCCUUCAUGUACGAUACUUUUUUAAUUAAUUGUCUCUAGUAUAAAUAAACCUCGAUUAGUAAGUAAUCAGGAAAUAAAUUUUAUUUUCAGUAUCUUCGAAUUUUUUUUCUUUUGGAUAAGUUGAUAAUUAUGACUAUCGGCGAUUGGUAUUCUUAGACAUCUGAGAGUAUAUUUAGAAGCAUUACGUUAAAACAAGUGGAACUAGUGCAUUUGUAAUAUUGAAUCGAGCAAACAUGAAAUUUAUCAAUGCAUUAUUAAAUAUUUAUUUUUUUCGAAAAACUUAAAUGCAUAGAAAUUAUUUCUGCCUUAGCAAGUUUCAAGCUCUGUCUCAGUUUUCUACUUUAGUUGUUAGCCUUAUGUUUAUCAGUACCCGAAAAAAGAGCAACCUUUAUACCCUCGCACUUUUACUUAACGGUAAGUCAAUAUAGCUGUUGAAGAUACAAUUUUACAAACAAAAGAAAAUCAAACUAGACUUAUUUCUGUAAAAUAAUACAGUUGCACAAUUAUUGCUGAUAAAUUGUGAAAUAUGAAUUGAAACAUGCGAUGCCUUAGCAAUGGAAUUCACACUGUCACCUGAGAGUAUAAAAGGGAAGUGUUCAACAGUAGAAAUCUGGCCCAAGCUUAUUCAUUUUGUAUGUAUCAUUUUGCUCAUUGACGUGCGAUCAAAUAACACGUGAAAAUAUCACAGCCCAUUGCUAUACCCGGAAAGUUAUUCAACGUUAAUAUAGUAAUAUCACAAAUGUUUACAUCCACAAAAUUGUUUAAUUUCUGGGUAAGUAAUAUGUAUUUGGUAAUAUGGUAGCUGUGUGUCAAGACAAUGUGUCUUGGUUAUUCUCUGCUUGCUCCCGAAAUUUAAGCAAAUUCUAUGAUGUACCCCUUCUCAGAUAUACUC
Molecule: messenger RNA, 3293 nt
Organism: Neodiprion fabricii
Lineage: Eukaryota; Metazoa; Arthropoda; Insecta; Hymenoptera; Diprionidae
Exons: 3
Coding region: 300-1538 (412 amino acids)
Biological process (GO): regulation of transcription by RNA polymerase II
Cellular component (GO): nucleus; transcription regulator complex
Molecular function (GO): DNA binding
Source: RefSeq, a predicted model, not a curated record